AUGGCAUCGCCUUCUCGAUCUCGCCCGCUGCUCCGGCGGCUGCUGUUUCCAGGGGCGGCCGUCAUCGUCGCUGGAGGCACCCUGUUCUACUCGUAUCGACCCCGGAACAUCCCAGGCUCCUCCUCCGCUGCCGUGCCCCCGCCGACAUACGGCCCGGAUGGGUCCUUCACCAUGCCCAAGUUCCCCCGUGUCAAGUCGCGCCUCGAGCAGCUCGCCGACCUCGCCAGGAGUGCUGACCCGGACCUCGGUGCCGAGUACGACAUGCUUGUCAUCGGCGGCGGGGCUACCGGGGCCGGCGUCGCCCUGGAUGCUGCAACGCGAGGCCUCCGCGUGGCGGUUGUCGAGCGCGACGACUUCAGCAGUGGCACGAGCAGCAAGAGCACCAAGCUCGUCCACGGCGGUGUCCGCUACCUCGAAAAGGCCGUCUGGAACCUGGACUACAACCAGUACCAGCUGGUGCGCGAGGCUCUCAAGGAGCGCAAGUACUUUCUGCAGACGGCGCCGCAUCUGAGCAUGUGGCUGCCCAUCAUGCUCCCCCUGGAUCGCUGGUGGAAGGCACCCUAUUACUGGGCGGGCACCAAGUUCUAUGAUGUACUUGCCGGCAGCGAGGGCAUUGAGAGCUCAUAUUUUCUGACUCGGAGCAAGGCUCUCGAGGCUUUCCCCAUGUUGAAGCAGACCAACCUCGUUGGCGCUCUGGUAUACUACGAUGGUGCGCACAACGAUUCUCGCAUGAACGUUUCGAUAGCCAUGACCGCAGCUCUCUACGGUGCCACCGUUGCCAACCAUGCCGAGGUAACGGGACUCCUCAAGGACGAAUCUGGCCGUCUCUGUGGCGCCAGGGUCAAGGACCUCGUCGCCGUGAAAAAUGGAAAACCUGCAGCCGACAUCACGGUCCGGGCAAAAUGCAUUGUCAACUGCACCGGCCCUUUCACCGACUCGAUUCGGAAGAUGGAUGACCAGACGUGCAAGGAGAUUGUUGCCCCUUCCAGCGGUGUCCAUGUCAUCUUGCCUGGAUACUACAGCCCUGCCAAGAUGGGGCUCAUCGACCCUUCGACGUCGGACGGCCGGGUGAUAUUCUUCCUCCCCUGGCAGGGCAACACCAUAGCCGGCACGACGGACUCGCCGUCGCCAAUUUCGCCGAAUCCGCUGCCGGACGAGGAGUCCAUCAAGUGGAUCCUCGGCGAGGUGAGCCAAUAUCUAUCACCAGAGAUCAACGUGCGUCGCGGGGACGUCCUGGCGGCUUGGUCGGGCAUUCGGCCUCUGGUCAAAGACCCCAAGGCCAGGAACACCGAGUCGCUUGUGCGAAAUCACCUUGUGCACAUUUCUUCAUCGGGGCUGUUGACGUGCGCUGGUGGAAAGUGGACCACGUAUCGCCAGAUGGCCGAGGACUGCGUGGACGCAGCCGUCUCCGAGUUCCGUCUCACCACGGGUCCCGUGGCCAACGCACCGCGAGUUAGCGGCACAGAAGUGGUCGAUGACGGGGCCAUACUGGACGGCUCAUGCCAAACACACAAAGUUCGUCUGGUCGGUGCCCACGGCUUCAGCAAGACGCUCUUCAUCCCCGUGAUACAGCAUUUCGGCGUGGAGACAGAAGUUGCCAAGCACCUCACGGAGAGCUACGGUGACCGAGCCUGGUCCGUGGCUGCUCUAUGUAGCCUAACAAACCAGCGAUUCCCGGCCCGCGGCGAGCGCAUCUCGCAGCUGUACCCGUUUGUGGAUGGAGAAAUUCGCUAUGCCGUCCGUCACGAGUACGCCCAGACCGCCGUUGACGUCCUUGCGCGACGGACCAGGCUGGCGUUUCUCAACGCCCAGGCAGCCUUGGAAGCCCUGCCCAGGGUCAUUGACAUCAUGGCCGAGGAGCUCCACUGGGACAGCCGCCGGCAAAAUUUGGAAUGGAACGAGACCGUCAAGUUUCUCCAGUCCAUGGGCUUGCCGCAACCGAUGCUGUCGGCCACACGCAAGCAGGUGGAGCAGGGCAAGCUCGAUUUCGCCAGCUCGCUCGAGUGGGACAUGUAUUCACGACACGAUAAGCCUACAGAAUAA
This is a messenger RNA of Purpureocillium lilacinum, 2043 nucleotides long. RefSeq names its product mitochondrial glycerol-3-phosphate dehydrogenase. Gene Ontology annotation, molecular function: glycerol-3-phosphate dehydrogenase (quinone) activity. NCBI's taxonomy places the organism in Eukaryota, Fungi, Ascomycota, Sordariomycetes, Hypocreales, Ophiocordycipitaceae. Gene Ontology annotation, cellular component: mitochondrion; glycerol-3-phosphate dehydrogenase (FAD) complex. The record is from RefSeq and is a predicted model, not a curated record. Gene Ontology annotation, biological process: glycerol-3-phosphate metabolic process.